AUGGUAGCUGCGCAUCUCUUCCUUGACCAGGUUCAACAGCACCAUCUGGGCAUCCCCUCUCAGUGCCGCCGUCAGUUGCUGUGCCUUGUCACCCUCGCUCCUCUUGCACAGCUUACCCAGCACAGUAUCCGGCAUGAUCCCAUGCUCUCUGCUGCUGGUGAACGCCAUUCUCUAGAGCGGGUCAAGACUCAUCUCUCCUGGCUCCGGGUAUCAGGCGCAGCACUCUGCGGGACCCAGCUGGGCCCCAUGUGCUCUACAGCUGGUGACCACCGUCUUUCAGCGCUGGCCAAGACUCGUCUCUCCUCACUGAACCUGGCCUGUCCCUCCAUCAGGCCGAGCUCCUUCUUGCACUGGAGCAGCUGCUCCAGCUCAUGGAGAUGUGACAUGGUAGAUAGGGACAUGAAAGAAAUCAAUGCAGUACACACAGUGUUUCCUUAUGCAAAGGUGUUGCUGUGCUGGUUCCAUGUACUUCAGGCUGCCGAGUUUGAAAAGAUGUCAAAGGAAGUGAUUGUCAAAACAGACAGAGAAACUGGCAGUUCAGUAAUUUCACAGUAUCUACAGGACCAUUGGUUUCGAAAUGCAGACAUGUGGGCCAAUUUUGGACGGAGAGUUUACCACCAAGACAGUAAAACGAACAACCUUGUUGAGAGCAUUUUUAUGUGGUCUAGUGUUGCAAAUGAGUGUUGGAUUUCAAAAAAUAAAUACAUUAUACUUUAUAUUUGUAAUUUUCUAGAACAUAAAGUUGUUGUGUACAUUUAUUUCAGUAUCUGUACAAAUAAGGAGAUAGUGUACCACAGGUAUCUGGAAGGUCUUCAUGGUGCUCAGAGGAUUUCUGAUUCCAAAACACAGGAUACUGCAGAAUCUGCAUUACGUAUGAAGAACAAAGGCCUUCAAAAUAAUUUUGUUUACAAAUCAGGUGGCCAUUGCACAGUGCCUUCAGAAGCAGAUAAAGCAAAAUGUUAUGCUGUGGAUUUAAUUAGCAUGAAAUGUGAAUGCGCCGUUUCUGAAAGGGGUAAUUUGUGCAAGCAUAUUGAGUUUGCAAAAAUGAUGUGCAAAGAACAGGGGAUUGAUAUUGAUGGAAUUCGAAAAGAAUUAGCCAGUUCACUAACUGAACAGCAUUGCUAUGAGUGGGAUGGAAAACAUUUAAUUGUACAUUGUGCUGGUAGUUUUGGAGUAGUACAUGUGCAAAACCAACAGUGUACCUGUCUUGCCAAUAGUCUUGGAGAAAUAUGUGUCUGUCUAAGACUUUCUGAGUUAAUUGGUACACAGAACCCUAACCAAGAGGUAACGGACUGCUUUGUGAAUACCACAGCAAAUUGUCAAUCACACAAUAAACAGUUGUGUGUAAAGAAGAUGAUUUCAGACUUAAAGGAGUGGUGUGACAGCAGUGAUUAUAAGGAAUCUCCAGAGUUGAAUGCUGUAGUAAAACGUGCACACCAACUAGCAUUUGGACAGUAUAGCAUGGCCAGCAAUAAAAUAAAAAUUCUAAGGCUGCAUGCUUACAGAAAACGCAUUGAAAGAGCAAGAAGCCAUGCUAUAGACAUGCAUUCAUAUCAGCUCAAAGAACCCCUUAAUCGAGCUUUAUAUACUGUGGGAGGUCCCUUCGCCUUCUCCGGGGCCAGUGGAGGGGGUGAUACAGCAAUUGUACUCCUUCCAGGCAGUCUUGCUGGCGUUGGCUCUGCUGCCUGGUACUGUUCCGCCAACUCGACCGCCCGAUCUAGAGUGGCAGGUGCCUGCCGUUGCACCCACAGCCGAGGUGCCGGUGCCAAGCACUCCAGGAAGCGCUCCACCACGAUCACCUCCACUAUCCUGGCUUUGGUACUCGCGUCGGGGUUCAGCCAGCCCAUGGCGUAA
This is a messenger RNA of Acipenser ruthenus (sterlet), 1854 nucleotides long. RefSeq lists its product as uncharacterized. The transcript has 8 exons. The coding region runs from base 1 to 1854 and encodes 617 amino acids. Gene Ontology annotation, molecular function: zinc ion binding. The record is from RefSeq and is a predicted model, not a curated record. Lineage: Eukaryota; Metazoa; Chordata; Actinopteri; Acipenseriformes; Acipenseridae.